UCGUCUCCCCCAAAUCCAUUUCGUUUCUGGUUAACCUCAAGCUCGCCCCUCUCUCUCUCUCUCUCUCCAUCCCUCCUCGCUCCCAAUGUUUUCUCUCGCUUCUUGAUUUCUUGAGAGAGAAAGAGUCCAAUCUUUCAGAUCUGAAACCGGAUUCUUUCUUUCUGAUUAAUUUGCGUUUUCUGCGCAAAUCGAUGUCUUCAACCUACUGGUGCUACAGAUGUAACCGCUUCGUGAGGGUUUGGACCCAGGGCUCCGUCAGCUGUCCCGAUUGCAGCAGUGGAUUCGUCGAAGAAAUUGAGGCUCCGAACAGAUCCUCGCUCUCCGACUCCCGCCGCCGCCGCUUCCCCGCUGCGGCGAUGUAUAUGAUGCGGACGCCUGAUUCGGGCCCCGGCUCGGGGUCCGGAUCCGCCACGGGGUCUAGCCCGAGGCUGAGACGGAGCCGCAGGAAUGGGGGCGAUCGCUCGCCGUUUAAUCCAGUUAUUGUUCUUCGCGGGCCGAAUGAGGGCGGCGGCGGAGCUGCCGCCGGAGCUGCCGGAGCAGGAUUUGAAUUGUUCUACGACGAUGGUGCGGGAUCGGGUCUACGACCGCUGCCAGCUAGUAUGUCGGAGUUCUUGCUGGGUUCUGGUUUCGAUAGGUUGCUGGAUCAAUUGGCUCAAAUUGAGACUAAUGGGAUUGGGAGAAUCGACAGCAAUCCGCCAGCGUCGAAGGCUGCCAUCGAGUCUAUGCCAACGAUUGAUAUCUCCGACGAUCAUGUGGAUAUUGAGUCGUAUUGCGCGGUCUGCAAAGAGGCUUUUGAGGUUGGGGGUGAGGCUCGCGAGAUGCCCUGCAAGCAUUUGUAUCAUCAAGAUUGUAUUAUGCCGUGGCUGUCGCUGAGAAAUUCGUGCCCCGUGUGUAGACAUGAGCUGCCGACUGACAAUGAGAGUGUUGGUGCUGGUGCUGGUCAGGAUGUCAGUGAAGGGAACCGAGCGAAUGAGGUCGGGAAUGAUGAUGAGACGGUUGGCUUGACGAUAUGGAGACUGCCCGGUGGCGGGUUUGCGGUGGGGAGGUUUUCGGGCGGGAGGGGAGGGGGAGAGAGGGAGUUGCCGGUGGUUUACACGGAGAUGGACGGGGCCUUCAAUAACAAUGGGGCACCGAGGAGGAUUUCGUGGGGUUCUAGAGGUAGUAUUUCGAGGGAGAGGAGUGGAUUGAGGAGAGUCUUGAAUCGUUUGUUUGCGUGUUUUGGCAGAGGUGGAUCUUCGACUUCUACUGCCAGCUCCGACUCUAGGAUGAGUAGGAGGAGCGGCAGUGGCUCGCUGUCAUCAGUAUUUAGUUCUACGUCGAGGCAGCGUAGAGGAUGGGGUUUUGAAGUUAAUGAUGGCAGUGAAAGGAGAUGGUGAGUUUUGGAUGGAAUGAAGAUGGUGAGUUUUCCAAAUAUUGAACUAGAAUGUGGUGAAGGAUUGUGGAAAGGUAAUAAACCCUCCAUGAUCCAAAGGCCUCUUGUGAUUGAAUUGGCUUUUUGGAAAUGGGGAGAGGAGUAGUAUCCAUUCAAUGUAUCAAAUUGCUUUCUAAAUUCAAGAAUCCCUUUUUAUUUUGCCCCUCUCUGUAGCAUUUGCACAAUAUGUAGUUACUUUGGUAAUGCUAUUUUAUUUGAGAUUUUGUGAAUUAAAAUAUCUAAAUUCGCUUACAAAGCUCAAUGAAAGUGGUUCUUUUUUCUUU
Molecule: messenger RNA, 1695 nt
Organism: Salvia splendens (bonfire salvia)
Lineage: Eukaryota; Viridiplantae; Streptophyta; Magnoliopsida; Lamiales; Lamiaceae
Product: probable E3 ubiquitin-protein ligase RHC2A
Exons: 1
Coding region: 192-1376 (394 amino acids)
Biological process (GO): protein ubiquitination
Cellular component (GO): cytoplasm
Molecular function (GO): ubiquitin protein ligase activity
Source: RefSeq, a predicted model, not a curated record